This is a messenger RNA of Myripristis murdjan (pinecone soldierfish), 1544 nucleotides long. RefSeq names its product calreticulin-like. Bases 104 to 1390 code for a protein of 428 amino acids. Gene Ontology annotation, cellular component: endoplasmic reticulum; endoplasmic reticulum membrane. The transcript has 9 exons. Gene Ontology annotation, molecular function: calcium ion binding. Gene Ontology annotation, biological process: ERAD pathway; protein folding. The record is from RefSeq and is a predicted model, not a curated record. Lineage: Eukaryota; Metazoa; Chordata; Actinopteri; Holocentriformes; Holocentridae.
UUUCUCGGCUUGCAUUUCCCGCAGCCUUUAUAACCUGAUUUCUGCCCCUCCAGUGCGCUCUUCCUCUGCUGCACGGCGCCGGACGCAAACCCAGCCCAGCGACAUGAGGCUCCCAGCGGCAAUCCUCGCAGUUUUCGCCUCGAUAGCUGUCACCAUCGACGCCACCGUCUACUUCCAGGAGCAAUUUCAGGACGGAGAUGCCUGGAAAAGCCGGUGGGUCGAGUCCAAGCACAAGUCAGACUACGGCCAAUGGAAACUGAGCGCCGGCAAGUUCUACGGGGAUGCUGAGGCUGACAAAGGUCUCCAGACCAGCCAGGACGCCCGUUUCUACGCCCUGUCCUCCCGCUUUGAGCCGUUCAGCAACGAGGGGAAGCCGCUGGUCGUCCAGUUCACCGUCAAGCACGAGCAGAAGAUCGACUGCGGAGGCGGUUACGUCAAGAUCUUCCCCUCUGACCUCGACCAGAACGACAUGCACGGAGAGUCACAGUAUUACAUCAUGUUCGGUCCUGACAUCUGCGGAUACAGCACCAAGAAGGUUCAUGUGAUCUUCAACUACAAAGGCCAGAACCACCUCGUCAAGAAAGACAUCAAAUGCAAGGAUGACGAGCUGACCCACCUGUACACGCUGAUCCUGAAUCCGGACCAGACGUACGAGGUGAAGAUCAACAACGAGAAGGUGGAGUCGGGCAGCCUGGAGGACGACUGGGACAUGCUGCCCGCCAAGAAGAUCAAGGACCCCGAGGCCAAGAAGCCCAGCGACUGGGACGACAGGGCCAAGAUCGACGACCCCAACGACAGCAAGCCCGAGGACUGGGACAAGCCUGAGACCAUCCCCGACCCCGACGCCAAGAAGCCUGACGACUGGGACGAGGACAUGGACGGAGAGUGGGAGCCUCCCAUGAUCACCAACCCAGAAUACCAGGGCGAGUGGAAACCCAAGCAGAUCGACAACCCCGACUACAAGGGGGUGUGGGUCCACCCUGAGAUCGACAACCCGGAGUACUCCCCGGACACAAACAUGUACAAGUUCGACAGCAUCGGAGUGCUGGGUCUGGACCUGUGGCAGGUGAAGUCCGGCACCAUCUUCGACAAUUUCCUGAUCUCAGACGACGUCAAAGAAGCGGAGGAGGUUGGGCAGAAAACCUGGGGAGUCACUAAGGAACCUGAGAAGAAGAUGAAGGACGAGCAGGAGGAGGUGGAGAGGAAACUGAGGGAAGAGGAGGAGAAGAGCAAGAAGGAGGCCGAGGACGAGGAGGAGGAGGACGGCGGCGAGGAGGAAGAGGAGGAGGAGGAGGAGGAAGAGGAGGAGGAAGAGGAGCACGACAAGGAGGCGGAGGAGGACGCCCCGACAGAAGAGGAGGAGGAGGCGGCGCCGAAGGACGAGUUGUAGAGGAGGAGGAGGACUGCUGUGCAUCUCUCCUCGCUGGUUUAGAGAAAAUCAACUAAAACCCUUUGGACUCUGGCCUUCCAUACGGCAGCCUUUUAUUCAGGUGGAGGGGCGGGGGAGGGGUGUGGGUGGGGGCGGGGGGCGGUGGGGGGGUGGA